This is a messenger RNA of Grosmannia clavigera kw1407, 450 nucleotides long. RefSeq names its product 60S ribosomal protein. NCBI's taxonomy places the organism in Eukaryota, Fungi, Ascomycota, Sordariomycetes, Ophiostomatales, Ophiostomataceae. Gene Ontology annotation, biological process: translation. Gene Ontology annotation, molecular function: structural constituent of ribosome. Gene Ontology annotation, cellular component: ribosome; cytosolic large ribosomal subunit. Bases 1 to 450 code for a protein of 149 amino acids. The transcript has 3 exons. The record is from RefSeq and is a predicted model, not a curated record.
AUGCCGACCCGGUUUACGAAGACACGCAAGCACCGCGGCCACGUCAGUGCCGGUAAGGGUCGCGUUGGAAAGCACAGGAAGCAUCCGGGUGGUCGUGGUAUGGCCGGUGGUAUGCACCACCACCGCACGAACCUCGACAAAUACCAUCCCGGUUACUUCGGUAAGGUGGGCAUGCGCCGAUUCCACCUGCUGAGAAAUCACCAAUGGAACCCGGUCAUCAACUUGGACAAGCUCUGGACGCUUGUUCCUGCUGAGGUCCGUGAGAAGUACCUGUCUGGCGAGAAGAAGGACACCGCCCCCGUCAUCGACCUGCUCCCUUUCGGCUACUCGAAGCUCCUCGGAAAGGGCCGUCUCCCCGAGAUACCACUGGUUGUUCGCGCUCGCUACGUCAGCAAGCUUGCCGAGCGCAAGCUGAAGGAGGCCGGUGCUGUUGUUGAGUUGGUCGCAUAG